Aspergillus niger is the source of this 651-nucleotide messenger RNA. RefSeq lists its product as uncharacterized. Gene Ontology annotation, cellular component: FANCM-MHF complex; Fanconi anaemia nuclear complex. The transcript has 2 exons. Gene Ontology annotation, molecular function: protein heterodimerization activity. Gene Ontology annotation, biological process: kinetochore assembly; replication fork processing; resolution of meiotic recombination intermediates. Bases 1 to 651 code for a protein of 216 amino acids. Lineage: Eukaryota; Fungi; Ascomycota; Eurotiomycetes; Eurotiales; Aspergillaceae. The record is from RefSeq and is a predicted model, not a curated record.
AUGCCCCCCGAGCGAAAACCCGCGCAAAAGCGCAGACAACUCCCCUUCAAACCACCAAGCCGAACCUCCUCCACCGCCGCCCCAGCAUCAUCAUCAUCAACCGCCGCAGCAACCACCAGCAAAUCCAAAGCCAAACCAGCCGAGAAGCCCAAAACCAAAGCCACAACUAAACCAACAACCAAACAAGCUCCUAAACCAGCAAAAGCCUCCUCAUCCAAAUCCGCACGCCCCCGACCAUCAUCACCCAGCCCUGCUGACUCCGAAGAAGACAGCGACAACGAUAACGCCUCUUCGUCCUCCGCCCGCUCGGACGCAUCAUCGCCGGAACCAGAACCAGAACCAGACUAUAUCCUUGCGGAGAUCAUUCACAAGGAUCAGCCAUCUGAUGAUGUGCUCACGAACGAUCCUGUCAUUCCGCCGAAGUUGUUGACAAGGCUACUGCAUCAUCAUUUUCAGAAUGAGAAGACCAAGAUCGCGAAGGAUGCGAAUACGGUUGUCGCAAAGUAUGUGGAUGUGUUUGUAAGAGAGGCGUUGGCGAGGGCGGCGUUUGAGAGGAGCGAGGCUGUGGGGAAGGGGGCAGCGGUCGGGGAUGGGUUUUUGGAGGUUGAGGAUUUGGAGAAGAUGGCGCCGCAGCUUGUGAUGGAUUUCUAG